GUCAAAGUUUACUGCAUGCGGAAGUGGCAUGUAGGUUAGUGGGGGUUUCGGUUCUUCUGUCUCCUGCAGUGUUUGGAUCUCCAUAAGUCAGUCCAGUAAUUUUGUUGAUAUUUUUGCUUGGAGGCUAACUGAUGUUAGCUCGCCCCUCAUGUCUUCAACAAUGACCACCAUCGUCCAUGAUACUACAGAGGCAGUGUGCCUGUCCUCUGAGUACAACCUGUACCUCAAGCCUAUUGCCAAAAUGACCAUUAGUGUGGCUCUGCCCCAGCUCAAGCUGCCAGGCAAGAGCAUCUCCAACUGGGAGGUAAUGGAGAGGGUAAAGGCCAUGGUAGCUCCAGAGCAGUUUUCAGCCCUGCGAAUCUCCAAGAGCACCAUGGACUUCAUCCGCUUCGAGGGUGAGGUGGAGAACAAGACAAUCGUCAAGGGCCUGCUGAGCCGCCUCGAUGGGAAGAGCAUCAAACUCAGUGGAUUUACUGACGUACUGAAGGUUCGUGCAGUAGAGAAUAAGGUGGACUUCCCUACUCGUCAUGACUGGGACUCCUUCUUCCGCGAUGCCAAGGAUAUGAAUGAGACUGUGCCUGGAGAGAGGCCUGACACCAUCCACUUGGAGGGGCUUCCUUGCCGCUGGUUCAGCCAGAAGGACAGUCCUUACCCAGACCGGCCCUCUGAAGAGGUCCUCAUUGCUGUCUUUGAGAAAUUUGGCAAGGUGCGAAAUGUUGACAUCCCAAUGCUGGACCCAUACAGGGAGGAGAUGCUGGACAAGAACUUCAACACAUUCAGUUUCGGGGGUCAUCUGAACUUUGAGUCAUACGUGCAGUACCAGGAGUACUGCGGUUUCACCAAGGCGAUGGACACUCUGCGCAGCAUGAAGCUCAUGCUGAAAGGAGACGAUGGAAAAGCAGUGGCCUGCAAUAUCAAGGUGACCUUUGACACCAGCAAGCACUUGAGUGAGUUGGCUCUGAAGAGGAGAAGUCUGGAGAGGUUGAAGCUACAGGAGCUGGAGAGGCAGAGGGAGGAGCAGAAACGACGGGAGAAGGAAGAGGAGGAGCGGCGUAAGGAGGAGGAGAGGAAACAGAAGGAGCAGGAAGAGGAGGAGAAAGAGAGGAAGAAGGAAGAGAGGUUACGAAAGCGAGAGCAGAAGCUGCGGGAGAAAGAAGAGAGGAAGAACCUGAAGAGGGUGAGGCGCCAGCAGGAAGAGGAGCAGAAGAAGCUGCAGAUGAAGAUCGCCAUGGAGGAGAGGAGGCUGCUGCUGGCUCAGCGCAACCUGGAAUCCAUACGGCUCAUUGCUGAGCUGCUGGCCAGGGCCAAGACUCUAAAGCAGCGGCAGCAGGAGAAAGAGAGGGCCGAACGGGAGGAGCGAGAAAAGCAAGAGCAGGCUAGACAGAAGGAGGAAGUAGCUCGUCUUCAGAAGCUGGAGGCCUGCCGACGCAAGCAGGAGGAGGAGCUCCGGAGGGUAGAGGUGGAGAAGGAGCGAGCAUUGGAGCUCCAGCGCCGAGAGAAGGAGCUGAGGGAGAGACUGCUUUGCAACCUGUUGAAGAAGAGCAGUUGUAAAACCACAAGACCUCCAGCCACGCAGGACCAGGCUGGCCCUGUAAAGAGUGAGGAGGCCCCUGGUCCUGUUGGCAAUGAUGUGAUGUUAGGGGUCCUGGGCCGGGUGAACGGAGUGAAGGCAGUUGAGAGCAAAGAGAAGCAGGUGUCCAAAUCUAGCGUGCACGCCCACGUUUUGGGGAAAAAAGGAGGUGAGGACAGGAAGAAAGACCAGGAGGGAAGGAGGGAGGAGGUGGUGAAAAGCAGGCACAAUAGGGAGCAAGCAAGGGACCGGGACCGCUCCCACAGAGCGACGAGCUCCUACAACCGGGGGAGGAGAAGGCGUUCACACAGCAGGAGACGAAGGAGCUCCAGCCACCGUAAGAGGAGCUCCAGUCGUCAUAGGAGGAGCCACAGUCACCACAGCAGGAGUACAAGCUCCAGCCGCGACCGGAGCCGGAGCAGCAGUGGGAGGAGUUACAGCGGAGGGCGGAGCCACAGGCAUAGUCACCGUAGAUACAGUAGAGGCAGCUCUAGGAGCAGCAAUAAAAGUAGAGACAGCCACUACAGUCGAAAAUGCAAGAGACACAGCAACAGUAGAGACAGGAGCCACUCCAGACGACGCUGAUCUCUUCCAUUAUCAAUUUAUUAAUUGAUAAAUUCCCUAUUCCCAGGCUUGCACCUAAAGUUUCAGUAAAAAGAAUUGAUAUUUUCUUUAAUCAAGUAAUGUGACACGUGGCUUUUUUUCAGAAUAGGGCUGAUUGGCAAAAAAUAAAACAUAUUAAAAAUAAACAAAUCUAUAAUAAAAGUACAGUUGCCUUCACAGAAUCAACUGAAAGUGUUCCCUGUAUGAGUGAGGCAUGUACGUUUUUAGCAGUUGAUUCGAAGGAGUUGCUUUAACCUUUUUUUUAUUUUUUUGGAUUGAAGCUGAUGACAGCUGUUUGUCAAAAUAGUCAUGUUGUUUUUACAUGUAUCAAUUUCAUGGCAUGAAACACUAAAUGUUCUAUUUGGUUUUAGAAUAUUCUUUAAUUGUGAAAGGCAUUGCAUCAACAUUUAGACUGUGUUAUACUAAAACUCCUAAAAAAAUUUGAAUAACGGGAAUAAACAUAAUAGGGUAUUAGUAUUGUAUUCCAACUUAGUGAUCAAUUAUAUAAUAGUUGAUAUUCAUCAUAUUAGAAGUUGAGAACCUUGACUUUCUGAUAGAUUUUUGAAUUAAAGGCUAACAUAGGCUGACUGUAUUUGUAGAUUGACACACCAGUCUAACCCAACUGUGAACCUAAACGCCUGUUGAUGACCUUCAUGUUCUGCUAGCAAGUUGUCUUUGUGCAUGAAAAACAGUGAGCUGGAGAAAGCGGCAAGUACAGCGGACAAAUAGUGUUUAUUUUGAUGUGGCUCCAGUCUGUCCAAUUUCAAACACGUCUAGACUUCAUGGCCGCUGUAGUUGUAGACAACUUUUAAGAGAACUACCUGGUUAAAAUGAAUGGCUGCUGGUCUGUUACAAAUGUGAAAUUUCCACAGACUAUAAGAAACAUACCUCUCUAGCUUGGCUGACCUGCAGACAGCCUAAAAUUUUUCUUGGAAUACUGCUUCAGUAUUGGCUGUGUUGCUGAUAAGCCGCUCAGAAAAACACGCAGCUGAAUUCAACCACAGACGUUUCGCUGAGCUUAACCUGGCAGCACUGUUUUUGAUUAUCUCUGUUUCAGCUGACAAAGACUGAUUUCUUUUAGUUGUAUUUUAAUUUCUUAAUGUUUGGAAGAAUUCAAUUUUUUAAAAGUGAUUUGUUGGUUGUAUUGUGUAAAGACUUGAUGUUGAAAGUCAUAAUGAUGAUUGCAUAAUGAAAUAACGGACCUGACUCGGCAAGCAGUGUACUCCCUCUUUCCUUGAGCAUAUAGGAGUGUUGAAUACAAGUAAUGGAUUUGAGACUUAUGGAAAUAAUUUCCAUAUUCUCUGACAAAGUUUAAUCACCAUUUAGGAAACCAGCUUCAGGGAUUUCAAUGAAACCAGCAGAGUACCAAAUAAAAAUGGGAACACUUUCUACUCUCAUGUUCACAACACAGUGCCGGAUAAAUUUCUUUACUGGCAGCUGUAUUUACGCUUUGGGUAAGUCGAUCAAAUCACAUAGUUUUGUUGAGACUGCUGCCUUGAUAUUGUCAUUUGUCACAGCAGUGUGCAUUUGUUCUGUAUACUGUGUGCUCAUGAUCCACUAGACCAUGUCCUGCAUACACAUGGUAAAAAUAAAAAUCUGAGCUGAAAACUGAAAA
Messenger RNA from Micropterus dolomieu (smallmouth bass), 3788 nucleotides. It is a transcript of the gene akap17a, whose product is annotated as A kinase (PRKA) anchor protein 17A. The coding region runs from base 149 to 2155 and encodes 668 amino acids. Lineage: Eukaryota; Metazoa; Chordata; Actinopteri; Centrarchiformes; Centrarchidae. The transcript has 7 exons. The record is from RefSeq and is a predicted model, not a curated record.